Messenger RNA from Solenopsis invicta (red fire ant), 663 nucleotides. Its product is annotated as putative nuclease HARBI1. Lineage: Eukaryota; Metazoa; Arthropoda; Insecta; Hymenoptera; Formicidae. The record is from RefSeq and is a predicted model, not a curated record. The coding region runs from base 1 to 663 and encodes 220 amino acids. The transcript is spliced from 3 exons.
AUGGUGGCCGAACGAAACGACAACAAACGUUUAACAGUAUCAAUUAUCACUUCAAUGAUACUUUUAAACAAUGACGAAAGUGAUAGCUCGAUAUCGAGCGAGAGUGAAAAUGAUGAUCACCAUGAUAUUUGCAUAAGAGAUAUGCAAAUAUUAUAUUCUAUACUAAUGGCGAAUAAAGUACGAGGGAAAAUGAUUGCAACAGAAAAAAUUACCGAUUACGUUGAACGCGUAAUUCCCAAUUACUCAAACAAUACAUUUAAACAGCAUUUCAGGGUGCUUCCGGCAUCAUUUGAAGUAAUUUUAAUACUGAUCGGACCAGCGCUAAACGCGACAGAUACCGCAAGUAGCAGAAAACCUAUUUCAGCAGAAAAACAAUUGCUUAUUGCUUUGUGCUUUAUGGCUACUUCUGAUUCGUAUAGAUCCAUUUGUGUUAAAUUUGGUGUGGGCAAAGCAACGGCAUUUAGAAGCGUAAGACACGUUACUUAUGCAUUACAUUGCAUCGCACCUCGAUUCAUCCAAUGGCCUGCCGAGGUUGCCGAUAAUAUAAUUGAUGAAUUUGCAAGAGUUUGUGGUUUCCCUGGUGUAAUCGGCGCCAUAGAUGGAACACAUAUUAAGAUUCGAGCUCCACCAACAGAUUCAGCUUCGUACACCCAAGGACUUUGA